Molecule: messenger RNA, 1063 nt
Organism: Saprolegnia parasitica CBS 223.65
Lineage: Eukaryota; Oomycota; Saprolegniomycetes; Saprolegniales; Saprolegniaceae
Exons: 1
Coding region: 23-1000 (325 amino acids)
Source: RefSeq, a predicted model, not a curated record
AAUUGCAAGCGAUCAUCCAACCAUGUCCAUGUCGUUGCUCCAGCGCCUGACCACGUUCGUCGCCCCGGCCAUGCCGAUCCGGGGCAUGGCCAAGAUGAGCGAGCGCGCCAUGCGCCGCAAGGCCCUCCGCGACAGCAAGAAGAAGGCUGAGCGCAUCCCGCCGCUCAAGGAGACCUUGCGCAAGCUGUAUAUGCGCACGCACCCCGACUUGUUUGGCCAGUUUCCCGCCGAGCAGACGUCCAACACCGAGUCGUACAAGGAGCUCAUGGGCAUUCUGGAUGCGAUUGAGAAUACGAGCGGUGAGUUCCCGCCGGCGAAGAAGCUCAGCCUGCCCUUCUACCUCACGACGCCUGUCUCGGGCGAGUUUAAGAAGGUGACGCUUAACCUCAAGACGACGGGCGGCUCGUGCGUGACGCUCAUGGAGACGCAGCUCGGGUCGUUCUUUGAAGAGUGCGGCUGGCCGCGCGUGUUUGAGUGGAGCAAGGGCAGCUGGGGCCUCACGACGGACCACAAGGUCAACUCGAACGAGCAGUACGACACGGACGCACCGGUCGCCAAGCCCGCGCCCGAGCCUGUCGCGCCGGCCUUUGUCGAGACGCCGCGCUCGACGCCGGAGAACGACACGUCCAUCGAGCGUGUCCUGGAAGAACUCAACGAUAUCUUUGAGAUCGUGGCCGCGGUACCGUACAUGGCGCACCACGAAGAGUACGCCGAGAUCUACGAUCUGUAUACCAAGGAAGACGGCGAGGACGGCCACAUCAACGGCCUUACCGAGCUCGAGCGCCGCGGCGGCUACAAGAUUGUGGACGCGACGCACCAGAUCUGGGAAGGCGAGCGCGACUUUGCCAAGCUCUCGGCCGGCCUCGACGUCGACUCGGCGAUGAUCGUCCAGCGCAUUCUCAUGCACGCGCUCACGGCCGACGCCAAGGUCAAGGACCUCAUGGAGCAGCAGCUCGCCGAGGAGGCGGCCGAGAAGGAGGCGGCCAAGAAAGACGAGUAGAUCAUCGUUCGCCGCACGACUAGCACUAGACGUAGACGAGAUACAUAUAUAUAGACCGUAGAG